Molecule: messenger RNA, 5034 nt
Organism: Chilo suppressalis (striped riceborer)
Lineage: Eukaryota; Metazoa; Arthropoda; Insecta; Lepidoptera; Crambidae
Source: the annotation of a GenBank genome assembly
GGGAAACAAGUCAGUCCGCGUAGAGACAGCACGGGCAGCGCGCGCGUCGCACACACGCCGAAAAUGUGCACGCGUCUUUGAAAAAAAAAAUAACAAAACAUUCGAACGAUGUUCUAAAUCCAAAAGAGCGCGGGAGCUACAGCAAAUUUUCGUACACCCAACUUUUCCGUAAUGAGAUGAAAGUGAAAUCGGUGCACUGACCGUCGCAAUAUGUUGAGCGAAAACAAAUGGAAAGUGAUUUUGCUCGUCGCGGCGUCCGUGGCCGCCGUCGAGCCGACCCGCGCGCUCAGCCUAGUCUACCAGAGACCCUACAGGAACGUCAUGUUCGUACCGAAGUACAGGACUCGCGGUAGACAAUCCAGAGUGUUGUUCUUGGACGACGCGGAAAACCAUCAGAACUACGGCAAAGGAGAGAUAGAUCUGACGUUGAAUUCGAAAGUCAAAUUCGACGAGAGCACAGACUAUGAGUUCACGUCGCCCGAAGUCGAGUCUACGACGAAGAUCGAAGAGCUGCCUUCGGGAAACGAGAGGUUUUACGAGCCCCUGCCUCGUUUUAGGCAGUUCCAGGCGCCUCAGUAUUACCAAGGGAGGUAUGGCCGCCCUUACGCUCCCAGUUUCGGGUUUGAACCUUAUCAGACUGUAGCUCCUUUCGCUCCAGCGUUACGAAACAGUUUUUACAGCGGCUAUAAUGGGUGGAAGGCUAGGAGUCCACGAGUGGUGUUCCCUUACGCGUCGGAAAGUGUUAAUAGUCUUGUGCACUCGAACUCGCACGCGGGACCUGGUUUCGACAAUGUUGUGUUCCGGGAACAAACAUUCGGCAAUGAAGUUGGCACGGACGAGCAAAGCUUGCAGGAUAUAAAUGGAGGAAGCGACGCCUUCGCGGAGAGAGAUGCCAACGACCCACAUCGAGCUCGAGAUAUUAAAACCUCACGCAACCUAGAGAAACCAAUGUUCAUACAGACCGACGUUAGAUUGGCAAGGAACGAUAUAUUCCCAAACGCUUCGGCCACGACGCUGCCCGAAUUCAGACCGAUCUCAGACGAACAGAUAGCUAGAGUGACAAAAAUACUCAAAGAUAUUAAGCGACAAAGAUCUGGCCGCCUAUUAGACAGUGCCGCGCAAGAGCAGCAACUCAAAACGAAUGUUCUCAAGAACGUGUCGCAGAAAUUGGAUAGACAGGACGAGAAAAAGUGCCCGCAAGGGGGCACUUGCGAGUUUUUCUUCUACUGUUGGAUGGUCGGUGGACUGUUGGAUGGCUCGUGCGGUGGUCUGUUGAAGGGGUGUUGCCACAGAGUCGCUAAGGCCGGCAUCCUUGGUGUUCAGGACUCGAACAGCAUUGAUUACGGGCCAAACGAGGGAUUAAGUUACGGCCCCGUCAUAAACGACGAAAGCUGUGGUAUAGCGGUUGGGAAACAAACAGCCCAAAGGAGAAUUGUCGGAGGCGAUGACGCCGGUUUCGGAACAUUCCCCUGGCAAGCUUACAUCAGGAUCGGAUCAUCGAGGUGCGGUGGUUCGCUCAUAUCACGACGUCACGUGGUCACGGCGGGACACUGCGUCGCACGCGCUCAACCUCGUCAUGUUCGCGUCACGCUUGGUGAUUACGUCAUCAAUUCUGCUGCUGAACCACUGCCAGCCUACACAUUCGGAGUGCGCACUAUAAAAGUCCACCCACUGUUCAAGUUCACACCGCAAGCGGACCGUUUCGACGUGGCUGUGUUGACAUUGGACAGGAAUGUUCACUACAUGCCACAUAUAGCGCCCAUAUGUCUCCCGGAGCGCGGCGCGGAGUACCUGGGCGCGUACGGGUGGGCGGCCGGCUGGGGCGCGCUCAGCCCCGGCUCACGGCUGCGGCCGCGCACGCUGCAGGCCGUCGACGUGCCCGUGCUCGACAACCGCGUGUGCGAGCGGUGGCAUCGAGCCAACGGAAUAAACGUUGUGAUAUAUCCCGAAAUGCUCUGCGCGGGCUACAAGGGUGGCGGCAAGGACAGCUGUCAAGGUGACAGCGGCGGGCCUUUGAUGUUAGAGCGAGCAGGGAGAUGGUACCUGAUUGGUGUCGUUUCGGCUGGAUACUCUUGCGCAAGUAGAGGUCAACCAGGGAUAUACCAUAGAGUAGCCCACACUGUGGAUUGGAUUUCACACGCUACAACUUUGUCAUAGCGUCGAAAUUUAUUUGUCGUAUAAUAGAAGUGCAACAGUCAGAUGUAACCAUGAGUUCUAUCCUUUUUAUGCUUGCUGUGGUUGCGGUAAGUGUAAAAAGGCUGGAUGACGCUAAAAGAUUAGCCAUCAGUGCAUCGUCGGGAAUAACAAAUUAGUCAUUUGAUAACCGCAGUCCAAUUCUUUACCCAUAUUAUUUAUUCAGAAAAAGAAUGAAUAGAAAUAGGCGUUUAACUAGCACUCCACAGAUCGUUGGAUAUGGCCAUGUUAGUACUACUAUUCUACUCAUACGUACUAGACAUUCAGUAAGAGCGACAAGGACGAGGUAAUCAGUCAGUUAUUGCUGUUGAAUAAAGAUUAUUGUUGUCCAAUCCCAUCCUUUUCCGCAGAAGGUGUGAAAAGGACAGGGAUAAUAUGUUUCCUGACCGUUAAAUUUUAAAUUCAUCUGAAUUUUAUAGUAAUAGCGACGUUGUUUCGUCGCCAUAAGGAUUAUAAAUGCCUAGACUAUUAAGUUAACCAAUGACCAUUUGUGAUGAACCUUGAAAAUCUUAUGUCUUGUAUCAUUGUGUGAAAGAGCGUUUCAAUGCAAAAAUCAAAUGCAUAAUUUAUUUAUAUAUUGUAAUUAUUUUAAUACAAUGAAAUUAGUUUUUUGUAGGGAAAAUUUAAAACCGAAUAAUGGUGCAAAAUUGCCUAAAAUAUGACAACACAGUAGGAUUACAGUAAUCUAUGUUAUUUACGGGAUCGCUAACCUGUUGAACAGUUUCGAGUGAAUAGUGUGAAAGUUAACAGUGGUACGGGUAUCGAACACAAUAAAAGAGUUCGUCGGAGGGUAGACCGAUAUGUCUGCAAAUAAUAUAUCCUACCCGCAAUGAUUUCGGUUACUCCGCGGUCAUGGCGCUUGGAACAUUGCCGAAACGGGGUCUCGCUAAAAACAAGUGCAAUAUCGUAAAAACAUAAAUUACUAUGAUGCCACCAUGAAUGUUUAAAACAAAACUUAGGAGGAAUUCAUUUCGUUUUAAGAAAAGGUAUCGUGUUGUAUUGCCUUUUUUUGAAUAUUUUUCGUCUCAAAUAAAGGCAAAUUUUCGAAUAAUUGUAACACUUUGGAGUAGGUCUUUUGGUUUUUGCAAUACAGGAUAUAUUGAUAAGCAGUUGUUUAUUAAUCAAGUCCUUAAAAGUAGAGUCGCCAAAAUAGAAAAAAAGGAAUUUGAACUAUUUAUAAUGAUUUAUGUUUUUAUUACAAAAUUAAUCUUUUGCAUAUUUAUAAAAUAUAACACAAGAUGUAUAUUUACACAAGAGUAAUAUUUUACAAAUUUACAAUAGGAUUCUAAUAAAAUAAAAACCAAUAACUAAUGUCUAUUGUUUUUAUAAUGAAAGAUAAAACAAAAUAUAUAUUAAAAUAAUACGUAUGUGUAUGUAUACAAAUAUAACAAAAUAAUGAUACAUCUGAUCAAAAUUCAAUUCAGUACAGAAUUGAAAAAACAUCACAAUAUUAUUUAUUAUUAAAAUGUAGUUUAAUAAAAUUUUGAUCCCAAAGUGGGAGAGAGAAAAAAACUGCCGGCAUAAAAAUUAGACGAUUUUAAGGGUCUGCACACAUAUAUCUGAUCGGAAGCGUUAUCAGAAUCGUUUUAGUUACAGUGCGGUCAAACCAACGAAAGGGUGACAUUCUGACAGUUCAUAUCAGUUCCUUAUGUCAAUAGAAUUAGAGUUUAUUUUCAGACCUCGUUUUUACAAAAUCGAAAGUGAAAUAAAGGCCUUAAAUAAGGGUAUUUUUAUCGGUCGCUAAUACCAGUUCGUAGCAUUUCAUUCUCAUGCAUAAUGUACUAAAAACAAAUAUUUGAAUAACGCAUCCGAUGAUAUCGACCGAUAAUAACGUGCUAAGAGGGGGGGAGAGGCCUCAGUGGCUUUUGGAACUGACACGAGCUGUCAGGAUCGCAUUCUAUUCAUCAAAACUACCUUUGAGUCGAGAAGAUUUCUUUUUGGUCGACAUAAUUAUGUGACCCAGUCUUAAAACAUCAUAAAACCGAUUUAGAAUUAAUUUUAUAUAAAACGACUCAAUAAUGUGAUAGUUUUUGAAUGCAAAUCAAUAAUUUUGUUAUUGUUAACCAACACAAAACAUUUUAAUUUUUUAUAGAUGGACAAAAAAAAACUUAAUUAUAUUCGUAAGUGCCUAUAGCAUUUUGUAAAUAUUUUUAUUGAAUAGUUGUACAGUUUUUUUUUACUAUUGAUAUGUGUGUGUUUGUGUGGUGUUUUAUGUUUUUACCAUUUUCUUUUUUGUAAAUAAGUUAAUAAUAUUAUUAAUUAAGGUAAGCAUUAAAUUAUUCCAAUCUUAUUUAUUCCAUCUUGAAUUCGAGGAAAAAUUAUCGUUUUAUUAUAUUUUCCUUUUACAAUCACAUUUUGUGCGUCAAGUGAUAGUUUUAAUUUCAAUCGCAUGUCUCGGAUCAGAGUAGAUUUUUUCUAUAUCGAAGUUCUUUGGGAUAUUUGCUAGAUGGCGCUGAUCAAAUGCCAUACAAUUUCAAGAUAGCGCGUAAAAGCGAUUAAGUUAUCAACUCGCAUUACACCAUAGAGGUUUAACAAUAGAGUAGGGCAGAUAUAGACUCUACUACAAGUGGAAGUGUCCCUCUGAUAGGAAGAGAAAGAAGAUGAGAGACCGCUUGCUUUCUCUCUCAUCGCACAGCGCAUUGGCAACCGUAAGCAUCUUACAAUUUCGAUGUGAUUCCAUAUACUCGUAGAGGUUAGCUUGUUUUGGUUUGUUUGGUACGUCGAAGUGUGAUAUAUUGAGAUUUAUAUUAAAUAAUGACUAUUAUCAGACUUUUGACUUUCCACUGAUACUUGUUUGAAAUCACACGGCUGCGUGCAUGCGUCACAAGAGAGAGAGAUAGC